Paramecium tetraurelia is the source of this 1230-nucleotide messenger RNA. RefSeq lists its product as uncharacterized. Gene Ontology annotation, molecular function: protein kinase activity; ATP binding. Gene Ontology annotation, cellular component: chromosome passenger complex; spindle pole centrosome; spindle midzone. The record is from RefSeq and is a predicted model, not a curated record. NCBI's taxonomy places the organism in Eukaryota, Ciliophora, Oligohymenophorea, Peniculida, Parameciidae. The transcript has 4 exons. Gene Ontology annotation, biological process: protein phosphorylation; mitotic spindle organization; regulation of cytokinesis.
AUGAAUAACAACUCUUAUUAAUCGUAUAAACCGUAUUCUAGAGUUCAGCAAUAAACCUAUAAUAAUACUUAGAUCCUUUCAUAUGUUGGGCAGGUUCUCCAGAAAUCUAGAAAUAAUUACACUUAAUACAAAUAGACUGAAUCAAAUAUGAAGCAUAAUUCAAAUUAGCAAAAUAUCAAUACUGAUUCUGAUUGUAAAAAUAAUAUGCAUUCAUCCAAAAUAACACCACAAGAAUAGAUCACAGCAUAGAAAUAUGACAUCACUCCAAAAAAAAAUAUUCCUCUGCAUCAAUCUCAAUAAAAUAAUGAUAGAUAACCAUUAAUUCCGUUAAUUCCGCUUAUGUAAAAUUUAAAAGAAUAAUAUAAAUAAAAAUAAGCCUUAUUAGAGCAAACACCUACAAAACAACCAGAAGAACGGUUUAAGAAUUUUAAAAUAAUAAAGAAACUUGGUGAUGGAAAAUACAGUGAAGUGUUUCUAGCCAGGCAUUUAUAAACAGGAUUUUUGGUUGCUUUGAAAGUUAUUAAGAAGAAGUAAAUGAUAGAAGAGAUAAUGGAAGCGUAAUUGGCUUGGGAGAUUAAAAUUCAAUAUCUUCUUGAUCAUCCGAAUAUCACUAAAUUGUAUACAUUUUUUUAAACUUAAACUGAAAUUGUUUUGGUUUUAGAGUAUUGUUCACAUGGUCAAUUACUGGGUUUACUUUAGAAAUAACCAAAUUAAAAAUUUUAAGAAAAAGAAGCAUCCAAUUAUGUCCAUUAAAUUACAUUUGCAUUAAUGUACAUACACAAUAAUGAUGUUAUACAUCGAGAUAUUAAACCAGACAAUAUCCUCUUAAGUUUUGGAUAAGUUAAAAUUGCUGACUUUUCAUUUUGUGUCUACUCUCCUCACGCUUAUAGAUAGACAUAAUGUGGAACUAUCAUUUAUGCAUCACCUGAAAUCUUAGAAGGAGAUAUGUACGAUAAAAAAAGUGAUAUUUGGGGUUUAGGUGUCUUAACAUAUGAAUUAUGUUUUGGUAAACCUCCUUGGAAGGAGCACUAACAAGAAUUAAUGAAAACUGCAUGCUUUUUGAUACCGUCUUCAGCAUCUAAGGAGUUGAGAGAAUUUAUUGAAAGUUUAGUUAAAAGAUUAUCCAGAGAGAGAUUAAAUGCAAAGUAAGCAUAUAAUCACUCUUGGUUAUAAUAAACUUAAUAAGUACUACCGCUAUUCAUCCAAGAAAAUAUAAUCAUAUUUAAUUGA